Molecule: messenger RNA, 953 nt
Organism: Vicia villosa (hairy vetch)
Lineage: Eukaryota; Viridiplantae; Streptophyta; Magnoliopsida; Fabales; Fabaceae
Product: proton pump-interactor BIP131-like
Exons: 3
Coding region: 43-279 (78 amino acids)
Source: RefSeq, a predicted model, not a curated record
UUUGAUCGGUGCAAACGGAAGGUAUUGGUGACGGCAAAUCCGAUGGUGAUGGUGGAAGCGUGUGUGAAUGACUAUCUUGCUCUGGAAAUAAAAGAAUAUUGGAUUCUGGAUUCAUAUCUAUUUGCAAGGUGCAGGCCUUAUGAUGACCCAUCUAUCAAAACAAAGAUUGAUCUGCUUCAUAAAAAGAUCAGCAAGAAAAGUCAAGCUCAUUUUCAUAUCACCGAAGCACUGAAGGCAAGGCGGGACACCUUUUCUUCUCCUCCAUGUACUUUAGUGUGAUCAUCAAUGCAAGCUAUCGUCGGAGAUGCUUUUCAUUUGCUAGAAUUUGGUAUUAAGUUAUUAACGAACUUAUGGUAUGUGCAGGCUUUUUCAAUAAAUGCUCUGUUAUGGACUUAUAGUGCACUACUUUUAUAUGUUUUUGCCAAUCAUAUUAUUUGAAGUUUUGUAAUCUUAUUACAUUUAAAUUGCAGAAAUUUGUAAGUAAAAUGAAUAUUGUUCCUUCUUUUCUCAUGCUGCUACCCUAAAGAGCUCUGAUCACCGUAGGGCCACUAACGUCAGUUCCAUAUUGGGUGCACAACAGAAGAAGUUGAUUCUUCCUAUUCUUCUCAACCACUACAAUUGAUCUUUCCCUCACACUGCAGAUCUUAGAAGUGUUCGCCGUUAGUUCAAGGCCAAAAAGUAAGCAUAAGAUUUCUACAAUUCAUCUCAACCACUACAAUUCAUCUUUGUAUGCAGAUUUCUACAAAAGAUUACUAUUUAUGAAUGAAGGCCUACUAUCUACGAAGCCAUCUUUGUAGCAUAUGAAGACUUGCAAGUAAAAGAAACAGAAUUAUGCUGCAUAUCAUUAUGUUUUGCCAGUUAUAUAGAGCUUUCUUUAGUGGACUAUAACAUGAAAUAUCCCACUCUCCCCUUUCUUUUCUUUAGUUUAUAUAAUUAUAUAUCUCACAUUCAUG